AUGCGCUUCACUAUCGCUCUCUUCGCCGCUCUUCCCCUUCUCGUCGCCGCGAGCGCCGUACCUCGUGCGCCGGGUGGUCAGAAGUGCCGUGCGGAGUCGGUCCAGUGCUGCAACACGACUUACAGCCACAAGGACUACUCGCACGUCGAAUACCUCCAGGGUCUCGGUAUCAGCCCUGAGGUCCUGGCCAACCCCGACGCUAGCAGUUACGCUGACUGCACCCCAUUGUCCGUCGUGGGCGGCCACGGCUGUCAGGCGUCGUCUACUGCCGUCUGUUGCGAGAACAACUACCAGCGCGGCGCUGUCAACAUGGGAUGCGUGCCCAUUAGCAUGGCUGCUUAA
This is a messenger RNA of Schizophyllum commune H4-8, 342 nucleotides long. RefSeq names its product fungal hydrophobin (gene Hyd3). Gene Ontology annotation, molecular function: structural constituent of cell wall. NCBI's taxonomy places the organism in Eukaryota, Fungi, Basidiomycota, Agaricomycetes, Agaricales, Schizophyllaceae. The record is from RefSeq and is a predicted model, not a curated record. The transcript is spliced from 3 exons. Gene Ontology annotation, cellular component: fungal-type cell wall. Bases 1 to 342 code for a protein of 113 amino acids.